This is a messenger RNA of Copidosoma floridanum, 1904 nucleotides long. RefSeq lists its product as uncharacterized. The record is from RefSeq and is a predicted model, not a curated record. Lineage: Eukaryota; Metazoa; Arthropoda; Insecta; Hymenoptera; Encyrtidae. Gene Ontology annotation, molecular function: calmodulin binding.
GCUCGCGCGAGGGGGUUAAAACUGCUCCGAGAGCGCGUUGGCGUGCCUCUUUGUCGAUCCAUCGAGUGUUUUGGCAUUAGCGCGCUUUUCCUCCCUGUUGGGACGAGAGAUUGAAAAAAAAAAAAAUAAAUAAAACAAUCCGUCCAUAAAUACCAGCGGUUAUUGAGGGGGUGGAGAAGAAAGGAAUUUUAAAUCUAGUGACGGAUGAUCGAGCGAGUUGCGAUCGGCCGAUCGGUCAGUUGGUUUUUUUUUUUCGAUCGGCACAUCAGCUCCAGCUUUUCUUGUCCUCCUCGAUAUAAAUUAACGGCACCCCUCCGAGGACUAUAGGACAAAGUGUACGUGUGUUUAUAUAUAUAUGUGUGUGUGUGUGUGUGUGUUGGUUUUACUCGAUUGUACAGUGGUGCGCGCGUAGAUUCCUCGAGAGUUAAAUGUCGAAGGAAAAGCUAACGGCGGCGGCUGUGGAGCAGCAACAACAGUUGCCGGUCGACAAGGCCGCGGCUAAGAUCCAAGCGGGUUUUCGGGGCUACCGCGUGCGCAAGCAGCUCCAGGAGGAACGCAAGGCCAAGGAGAUCGGCGCUGACGCCCUCGACGACACGAUGGAGGAGCAGCCGGGGAGGGCGUUGGAGGAGAAAUCGGCGACCAAGAUCCAGGCGGGCGUGCGGGGCUUUCUCGUGCGGAAGCGCCAGCAAGUGGAACAGGUCGCGGCAACCAGGAUCCAGGCGGGUUUCCGUGGAUUCAGGACGCGAAAGCUCCUCAAGCAGAAUGGACAGUGAGCCGAUACACGGGAAGACGUCAUCGCACCGUUGGCACGGGCUUGAUUUGCCGGUGCGGCAACGACAAUAAGUAACGCGCUUCAUUUCCACAAUGGGUGUAUGCGUCGCGCGUGCCGGUGAUGCGCCGUGAACUUGAAAGUUUUUCAGCGAUGCGCGAUACUACGUAUAAUUUUGGAAUUCAUCAUGUCGAGGGAUAUUAAGACGAUCGGGAAAGAUAUCAACCGAUUUUUAAGAGCAUUUUUCGUGCAUGUGCUUGCAACGAUGUGUUAAACAUCGCUCGUAUUCAUUUGUAGUCAUGCUUUUUAUUGUUCAGGUAAUUUGCUUCUCCUCUCUUUUUUGAUUUUGUAUACAUUUGUAUCACUUACAUAUUAUGUGCACGAUUGUAUCACAGUAUAAAUGAUUAUGUAAUUAGUAUUAUAGCGAUCAUGUUUUAUGCACCGCGCUUUAAUGUACACCGACUUGUACAUACGUAUAUAUUUCAUGUUUAUGUGGAUUUUUUUUUUUUUUAAGAUUAUACAUAGUGUAGUGACGAAUCAUACGAUAAUUUUUUCAAGUCCACGUUCGUUAAAAAAAUUUUACAGCACACGGUAAACAGUAGCUUAUUAUUAAAGAUUAUUUACGUGGUCAACAAUGUUUAAUAAUAUGACUUUUUAUCCAAAUAAACAAAAACAGAUGCGAGUAUUGAGUACAAUUUGACAAAGUUUACUCGUACGUUGGGCAAUUCACUGAUUUUUAGGCAUUGUUUUACGUUACUCGUUAGGAUUGUUGGAUAACAUGUUGCAAAACAAUAUUUUUUAUGUAUAUAUGAAUAUUUUUUUAACUAAUUCAAUAAGGACCAAAGAAACGGAUAAAUGAAAAUAUUAUAUGUGACGAGUCUUCAAAAGUAUUUGCGUUAUUAUUGCAAGACGUUAUACUCAAGUUAUAUAUAAUUAAACAAACUAUAUAUUGUAUUUUUUUAAAUAAACGCAAUUAAUUAUUCUGCACGAAUCAAAAAUAUAAUUGGGGCUCUAAUGCAAAUCCGGUGAGUUUUAUGACGAAACUAGAGUUGAGAUAUGAUUUACUUUAAAUAAAUUGAAAGAAACCUCAUGUAUGUGUAUGCAAUUUUUAUUGACAUUAUAUAGAAUAAAAAAA